This is a messenger RNA of Aspergillus aculeatus ATCC 16872, 864 nucleotides long. RefSeq names its product SDR family oxidoreductase. The transcript is spliced from 3 exons. The coding region runs from base 1 to 864 and encodes 287 amino acids. The record is from RefSeq and is a predicted model, not a curated record. NCBI's taxonomy places the organism in Eukaryota, Fungi, Ascomycota, Eurotiomycetes, Eurotiales, Aspergillaceae.
AUGUCAGAAAGGCAUAACGUUAAUACCUGGUUGAUCACAGGCGCCUCGUCCGGCAUCGGCCGAUCCCUCGCCUUGGAAGCGUUGAAAGCCGGGUUCAAGGUCAUCGGCACAACCCGCAACAUCACCCAAGCCGAAACUAAUUGUCCUGAAUUCGCAUCUCGAGGAGGGACCUGGUUGGAAUUAGACCCUGCGCUGCCCGAUGCCUACCACCAGGUUGUCAAAGUCUCUCAAGAGGAGAACAUCAAUGUGCUAGUCAACAACGCAGGAUACGCCUUCAUUAGCAGUGUGGAAGAUGCCAGCGAGGAGGAAGUCCGUGCCCAGAUGGAAGUUAACUUCUACGGGCCCCUUCGUACCGUUCAAGCCUGUCUGCCUGCGAUGCGCGCGCGAGGGUCCGGCCAGAUCAUCCUCAUCAGCAGCGGUGCUGGGUUCAUCGCUCGUCCUGCACGGGGCAUCUACUCCGCCAGUAAAUUCGCGGUCGAAGCUGUACACGAGUCUCUGACUCAGGAGGUCAGAUCCUUUGGGAUCAAGGUUCUGAUUGUAGAGCCAGGUGCAUUCCGAACGCCUUUUGCGAGUCGGAUCGUCACGCCUGCGCGACUCAGUGAGGGGUUCAGUCAAGGUUAUAGGGGAACCGUGGUGGAGCAGAUGAUCAACGGUAGUCAGGCCAUGAAGUCUCUUCCGGACUAUGUCAAGGGUGACCCGGCUAGAGCUGCACGGGCUAUCAUCCAAGCUGUCACCAGUGACCAUAAUUAUCUUCGUCUACCCCUGGGAACAGAUUGCGUCGCGGCGUUGGAGUCGAAAAUUGGAAACCUACAGCAUGAUCUGGAGGCGACGAGGGCUAAUGCUGUAAGCACGGAUGUUGAUUGA